Molecule: messenger RNA, 2582 nt
Organism: Carassius auratus (goldfish)
Lineage: Eukaryota; Metazoa; Chordata; Actinopteri; Cypriniformes; Cyprinidae
Product: dolichyl-diphosphooligosaccharide--protein glycosyltransferase subunit STT3A-like
Exons: 18
Coding region: 134-2251 (705 amino acids)
Biological process (GO): post-translational protein modification
Cellular component (GO): membrane
Molecular function (GO): dolichyl-diphosphooligosaccharide-protein glycotransferase activity
Source: RefSeq, a predicted model, not a curated record
GCCCUCUCUACGUGGAAAGGUGGGGCUUGAUCGCAGAGAGGGUUGUAUGUGAGAGUGUGGUAGGUCUGGAGUGAGUGAACCGCCGAUGAAUAAGACAGGUAUCAAGAGUUAGUCUUGCCUCCUGUGUGUUAAGAUGACCAAGCUGGGCUUCCUGCGUCUGUCCUACGAGAAACAGGACACCCUGCUGAAGCUGCUCAUCCUGUCUAUGGCAGCCAUCCUCUCGUUCUCCACCAGACUGUUCUCUGUGCUUCGGUUCGAGAGUGUUAUCCAUGAGUUCGAUCCUUAUUUCAAUUACCGGACCACUCGCUUCUUGACGGAAGAGGGCUUUUACCAAUUCCAUAACUGGUUUGAUGAUCGGGCUUGGUAUCCACUUGGGAGGAUUAUAGGAGGCACCAUCUAUCCCGGGUUGAUGAUCACAUCUGCAGCUUUGUAUCACGUUCUACACUUCUUCCACAUUUCCAUCGACAUCCGCAAUGUGUGUGUGUUCCUCGCCCCUCUCUUCUCCUCCUUCACCGCUAUCGUCACCUACCACUUCACAAAAGAGCUCAAGGAUGCAGGUGCAGGGCUUCUGGCUGCCGCCAUGAUCGCCAUCGUGCCUGGAUACAUCUCCCGUUCUGUGGCAGGCUCUUAUGACAAUGAAGGAAUCGCCAUUUUCUGCAUGCUGUUGACGUACUACAUGUGGAUCAAAGCAGUGAAGACGGGCUCCAUUUAUUGGUCGUCCAUGUGCGCGCUGGCAUAUUUUUACAUGGUGUCCUCCUGGGGUGGUUAUGUGUUUCUGAUUAACCUCAUUCCCCUCCACGUGCUGGUGUUGAUGCUCACCGGACGUUUCACUCAUCGCAUCUAUGUGGCGUACUGCACAGUCUACUGCCUGGGCACCGUCCUCUCCAUGCAGAUCUCUUUUGUUGGAUUCCAGCCUGUCCAGUCCUCUGAACACAUGGCUGCAUUCGGGGUGUUUGGCCUGUGUCAGAUUCACGCCUUUGUCGAUUACCUGCGGAGCAAACUGAACACGCAGCAGUUUGAAGUGUUGUUCAAGAGCGUCAUUUCGCUAGUCGGUAUCAUCCUGCUCUCUGCAGGUGGAGUGCUCAUGCUGACAGGGAAAAUCUCACCUUGGACUGGCCGUUUUUACUCUCUGCUGGAUCCAUCCUACGCCAAGAACAACAUCCCCAUCAUCGCCUCUGUGUCUGAGCAUCAGCCCACCACCUGGUCCUCCUACUACUUUGACCUGCAGCUUCUGGUCUUCAUGUUUCCAGUUGGCCUUUAUUACUGCUUUAACAACCUCUCUGAUGCCACGAUUUUCAUCAUCAUGUAUGGCGUCACCAGCAUGUACUUCUCAGCUGUGAUGGUGCGUCUCAUGUUAGUCUUGGCUCCCGUCAUGUGCAUCCUGUCUGGCAUCGGCGUUUCUCAGGUUCUCACCACCUACAUGAAGAACCUGGAUGUCAGUCGACCGGACAAGAAGUCCAAGAAGCAGCAGGACUCCACUUACCCAAUCAAAAAUGAGGUGGCAAGCGGGAUGAUUCUGGUCAUGGCGUUUUUCCUCAUCACAUACACCUUCCACUCCACCUGGGUGACCAGCGAGGCGUACUCCUCCCCGUCCAUCGUGCUCUCCGCCCGCGGUGGUGAUGGCAGCCGCAUCAUCUUCGAUGACUUCAGAGAGGCGUAUUACUGGCUCAGACACAACACACCAGAGGAUGCUAAAGUCAUGUCGUGGUGGGAUUAUGGGUAUCAAAUAACAGCGAUGGCCAAUCGAACGAUUCUGGUUGACAACAACACUUGGAAUAACACUCACAUCUCCAGAGUGGGUCAGGCCAUGGCCUCCACUGAGGAGAAAGCCUAUGAGAUUAUGCGAGAACUGGAUGUUAGUUACGUCCUGGUGAUCUUUGGUGGACUGACAGGAUAUUCAUCUGACGACAUUAAUAAGUUCCUGUGGAUGGUCCGGAUCGGGGGCAGCACGGACACAGGGAGGCACAUAAAGGAACAUGACUACUACACACCCACCGGAGAGUUCCGUGUGGACCGCGAGGGGUCCCCCGUCCUGCUCAACUGCCUCAUGUACAAGAUGUGCUACUAUCGCUUCGGCCAGGUUUACACUGAAGCCAAGCGUCCUCCUGGUUACGACAGGGUUCGUAAUGCUGAGAUUGGCAACAAGGACUUUGAGCUGGAUGUGCUGGAGGAAGCAUAUACUACAGAGCACUGGCUUGUCAGGAUAUACAAGGUCAAAGACCUUGACAACCGUGGCCUCUCAAGAACGUAAAACCCAGAAACUCAAAAUCGCACCCCCUCUUCUGAACACACAGCACUGAACGUCUGCGGGCCCCAUCCCAUGAUCUGAGGGGAAAGCGUGAAGAUUUUUUUAUACUUUUGUUGUAAUUGCUGAAAGAGAUUUUCUUUUUCUUACCUUUUUUUUUUUUUCUUGGUUUGUUUUUUAAAUUUGAUUGUCAAAUGUGAUGUUUACUGGGGGCAGAAGGUGUCAAAUCACCUGAAAAGGUGAGAAUAAUGUUCAUAAAUCAUUUCUGCAAUCAGCAGGCCAGAUAACUGUUUGAUUUGUCUUUAAAUGGGUGAAUAAAAGAGUGACUGGGAUUAAA